Messenger RNA from Fraxinus pennsylvanica, 1989 nucleotides. NCBI's taxonomy places the organism in Eukaryota, Viridiplantae, Streptophyta, Magnoliopsida, Lamiales, Oleaceae. The record is from the annotation of a GenBank genome assembly.
AUGGAAGCUCCAUUCCGAGGAAUUGCGAAAGAUUUUCAGGGCAGACUAUCUUGUUAUAAGCAAGAUUGGAUGACCGGAAUUCAUUCUGGAAUUGGGAUAUUGGCUCCAACUACAUAUAUCUUUUUUGCCUCUGCUCUUCCUGUGAUUGCAUUUGGAGAGCAAAUAAGCAGAGAUACUGAUGGGAGCUUGAGCACAGUAGAAACCUUGGCAUCAACUGCAAUUUGUGGUAUCAUACACUCGAUAUUUGGCGGUCAACCUCUGCUGAUAUUAGGCGUUGCAGAACCAACUAUCAUAAUGUACACUUAUCUCUACAAAUUUGCCAAAGGAAGAGAAGAAUUGGGACAAAAUCUCUACUUGGCUUGGGCUGGAUGGGUUUGUGUGUGGACAGCUUUAUUCUUGUUUCUUCUUGCAAUAUUCAAUGCUUGUAAAAUCAUGAAUAGAUUUACAAGAAUUGCCGGGGAAACUUUUGGCAUGUUGAUUGCUCUUCUAUUCAUUCAAGAGGCAAUUAAGGGAAUUGUUAGUGAGUUUAAAAUCCCAAAAUCUGAGGACUCCAAUUUGGAGAAGUACCGGUUCCAUUGGCUUUACACAAAUGGUUUACUUGGAGUUAUCUUUUCAUUUGGUCUUUUCUACACCUCCUUAAAAAGCAGAAGAGCAAGAUCAUGGUGGUAUGGCACAGGUUGGCUUAGAAGCUUCAUUGCAGACUAUGGGGUGCCUCUAAUGGUCUUAGUGUGGACAGCAAUGUCAUUUGGCAUAUCAAAGAAUGUACCAUCUGGCAUUCCUAGAAGGCUUUUUAGUCCCCUUCCAUGGCAAUCUGUAUCUGUAUACCACUGGACUGUAAUCAAGGAUAUGGGGAAGGUUCCUCCAAUCUAUAUCUUUGCUGCCAUCGUCCCGGCUGUAAUGAUAGCUGGACUCUAUUUUUUCGAUCAUAGUGUUGCAUCGCAAUUGGCGCAACAAAAGGAAUUCAAUAUUAAGAACCCCUCUGCCUAUCAUUAUGACAUCUUAUUGCUUGGAUUUAUGACUUUGUUUUGCGGUUUGAUUGGGUUGCCUCCUUCAAAUGGAGUCUUGCCACAAUCUCCAAUGCAUACAAAAAGCCUAGCAGUUCUUAAAAGACAGUUGAUACGGAGGAAGAUGAUUGAAAGUGCUAAGGAAAGUAUAAAGUGUAAAGCUUCCGAUUCUGAAAUCUAUGGUGAGAUGCAAGCUGUUUUCAUAGAGAUAGACAAAUCUCCAGUUAAUGCAACUUCAGUGGUUAAAGAGCUGGAAAAUUUGAAAGAGGCAGUAAUGAAAGAUGAAAACAAUGGAGAACAAACAAAGGACAAAUUUGAUCCCGAAAAACAUAUUGAUGAAUACUUGCCAGUUCGCGUAAAUGAGCAAAGAGUGAGCAAUCUGUUGCAAUCACUACUUGUUGCAGCAUCAGUAUGUGCCAUGCCUGUGAUUAAGUUGAUACCAACAUCAGUUCUUUGGGGUUAUUUUGCCUAUAUGGCUAUUGACAGCCUCCCUGGAAAUCAAUGCUGGGAAAGGAUUUUGCUCCUUUUCAUUGCCCCAAACCGACGUUACAAGGUUGUCGAGGGAGUUCAUGCGUCAUUUGUGGAGUCAGUGCCAUUCAGAUAUAUUGCAAUCUUCACAGUGUUUCAGAUUGUAUAUUUACUUAUAUGCUUAGGAGUGACUUGGAUUCCUAUAGCUGGAAUUCUCUUUCCAUUGCCUUUUUUUCUUCUCUUAAGCAUAAGACAGCAUUUUCUUCCCAAGCUGUUUCAGCCUCAUCAUCUGUGUGAGCUCGACGCUGCCGAGUACGAGGAAAUUGCUGGAGCUCCACAACAUUCACGUAGUCUUUCUUUCACGGAAAAUGAGGGAACUCAUAAUGGGAAUGGAGGUGAAGAGAAAAUUUGUGAUGCUGAAAUAUUGGAUGAACUGACAACCAGUAGAGGAGAACUGAAGCUGAGAACAAUGAGUUUCAGAGAGGAAAAAAAGCCCCCAGGUUCAUCCAGAGGAUGA